UCCCCGUCGCCCUUUGAUCUGCAUCGGUGGCAGAUCCACCGGGAGAUCGCUGGAACCCCGGAAGCCGAAAAUGGAGCUGUUAACAUUCAGGGACGUGGCCAUUGAUUUCUCUCUGGAGGAGUGGGAAGACCUGGACUCUGCUCAGCAGAAUUUGUAUAGGGAUGUGAUGUUGGAGACUUAUGGAAACCUGGUCUCGCUGGGUCUUGCUGGCUCUAAGCCAUACAUGAUCACUUGCCUGGAGCAAAGCAGAGAGCCCUGGAAUGUGAAGAGACAAGAGACAGUAGUGAUACACCCAGCUGUGUCUUCUUAUUUUACCCAAGACAUUUCAUCAGAACAGCAUAAAGAACACUCAUUCCAAAAUGUGACAGAUGGAAGAUACAGAAUUUGUGGUCAUGACAACUUACACUUAAAAAAAGAAUGGGAAAGUGUGGGCAAGUGUGAUGGUCAGAAUGCAUGUUAUAAUGGAUAUAAUAAAUUUAUGACAACUAAAGAAAGCAAAAACUUUACUGCCAGCAGAGAUCAGGAAUACAUAGUAUCUCCAAAAAAACCUGAAUUUAUGCCUGCUGCUUUAAAAGACCCAUGUGUUUUUGUAAGUCAACAUUCACACCAGAUUUUGAAACAUGCCUUUUCUCUCAAAGGAAAUUUGGGAAAUCUAAAGAUGAGACCAGUCCAUGCUUCAGUUGAUCACUUGAAAAAUUUUAAAUGUAGGAUUGGAUUAAAUUUUCAGGCAUUUGUUUUAGUAGACAAUAGAUUUAAAAGUGAUGAACAAAAUCCUAAAUUUAAUCAAUUUAGUUCAUUUAUGAAAGGUUUGUUAUUCUGCAAUCAACAAAAAGGUCUUCCCUAUACCAAGUUGUACAAUUUUCAUAAGUAUGGAAAAUUAUUUACCCAUCAGUUAUUGCACACUCAAAAUCCAGAUAUAGAUAUCUAUAAAUGUAUGGAAUGUGGCAAAGCUUUCAAAUGUUCUUCAAACCUUACUCUACAUAAGAGAAUUCACAGUGGAGAGAACCCUUACAAAUGCAGAGAAUGUGGCAAUGCCUUUAAUAAUCGCUCAGACCUUACUCAACAUCGAACAAGUCAUAAUGGAGAGAAGCCAUACAAAUGUGAAGAAUGUGGCAAAGCCUUCAAGUGUUGUUCACACCUUACUCGACAUCAGAAAAUUCAUACCGGAGAGAAGCCAUACAAAUGUGAAGAAUGUGGCAAAGCCUUUAAUUGCUGUUCACACCUUACUCGACACCUGAGAAUUCAUACUGGUGAGAAGCCCUACAGUUGUGAAGAAUGUGGUAAAACCUUUAGACAUGGUUCAAAUCUCACUCAACAUCAGAGAAUCCAUACCGGUGAGAAGCCUUACAAAUGUAAAGAAUGUGGAAGAACCUUUACUCAUUGCUCAACCCUCAAUCAACACCAGAGAAUUCAUAGUAGAGAGAACACUUACAUAUGCAAAGAAUGUGGCAGGGCCUUUAAUACAUUCUCAAGCCUUUCUAUACAUCAUCGAAUACAUACUGGAGAAAAACCUUACAAGUGCCAGGACUGUGGCAAAGCCUUUAACUUUCGUUCUGACCUUAAUAGACAUAGGAGAAAUCAUAAUCGAGAGAAGGUAUACAAAUGUAAAGAAUAUGGCAAAGUUUUUAAUAACUGUCCUAAUCUUACACAACAUCAGAGAAUGCAAAUGGGUGAGAAGCCCUACAAAUGUAAAGAAUGUGGCAAAGUUUUUAAAUAUUUUUCACACCUUACGCGGCACCAGAGAGUUCAUAGUGGGGAGAAACCCUACAAAUGUAAAGAAUGUGGCAAAGCCUUUAAUGAAAAGUCAAAACUUUUUCAACACCAGAGAAUUCACACAGGAGAGAACCCUUACAAAUGUAUACAUUGUGGCAAAGGCUUUAAUAACUGUUCAAGCCUUACUCAACAUCAGCGAAUUCAUACUGGAGAGAAACCCUACAAAUGUAAAGAAUGUGACAAAGCCUUUAACAGUUGUUCCCACCUUACUCGACAUCAGAAAAUUCAUGAAAGGGAGAAGCUGCUGAUGAAAGAAUGUGGCAAACUUUUUUCCUGUUGCUCAAAUUUUACUCAACACUAGAUAAUACAUGCUGUAUAGAAUUCUUACAAAUGUAAAAAUUUUAGGAAAGACUUCAGUAAUUGUACAAACCUUAUUCAACAU
Messenger RNA from Fukomys damarensis (Damara mole-rat), 2155 nucleotides. Its product is annotated as zinc finger protein 85. NCBI's taxonomy places the organism in Eukaryota, Metazoa, Chordata, Mammalia, Rodentia, Bathyergidae. Gene Ontology annotation, biological process: regulation of DNA-templated transcription. Gene Ontology annotation, molecular function: RNA polymerase II cis-regulatory region sequence-specific DNA binding; DNA-binding transcription factor activity, RNA polymerase II-specific. The record is from RefSeq and is a predicted model, not a curated record.